Messenger RNA from Volvox carteri f. nagariensis, 681 nucleotides. RefSeq lists its product as uncharacterized. NCBI's taxonomy places the organism in Eukaryota, Viridiplantae, Chlorophyta, Chlorophyceae, Chlamydomonadales, Volvocaceae. The record is from RefSeq and is a predicted model, not a curated record. The annotation marks the transcript as partial. The transcript has 8 exons.
GUCGUUAACUGCGCCGCCGUCAGCCAGCCCGGAGUGUGCGAAUCAUCACCUGAGGUGGCCCGGUCAGUCAACGUACCCAGCCACCUCGCGCACUGCAUGUUGGACCAGGCGCGCAGAAGGGGCCUCUGUGCGACCCUGAUCCACUUUUCAACCGACCAGGUCUACGAUGGCAGCCACGCGUUGUGGAAGGAGGGUGAGCCGUGCGGCCCUGUCAACACGUACGGCAAGACAAAGUGGGAGGCUGAGCAGCUGCCGGAGAGCACCCCGGUCGCCAUUCUCCGGGCCAGCAUCAUUUACGGGCCACCGCCGCCCGACCCCGUCAACCGGGCGCUCUUCCUGCAGUUCGUGGCAUCGGCAGUUCGUGGCAGCCAGCCCACCGCCUUCUUCGAGGACGAGUGGCGCAGUCCCAUCUACGUUCGGGAUUUGGAACGCCUGGUUACACGACUUCUUGCACCUUGGCAGCACCGCAUCUUCAAUGUGGGAGGCCCGGAGAGGCUUUCCCGUGUGGACAUGGCCCGCCAGGUGGCGGAUGCCCUAGGCUGUGGGUAUGACGCCAUCUUGGCCACAUCUACAGCGUCGGUCAACAGGGGGGUGGCAAGUCCUGCAGACAUUUCCAUGGACGUGUCGCGCUUGACAGACGGGCUGCAUUUCCGCACCACCCCCUUUCGCGAGGCGUUGAAG